This is a messenger RNA of Erpetoichthys calabaricus (reedfish), 935 nucleotides long. RefSeq names its product cell division cycle associated 9 (gene cdca9). Lineage: Eukaryota; Metazoa; Chordata; Cladistia; Polypteriformes; Polypteridae. Gene Ontology annotation, biological process: mitotic sister chromatid segregation. Gene Ontology annotation, cellular component: chromosome, centromeric region; chromosome passenger complex; spindle midzone. The record is from RefSeq and is a predicted model, not a curated record. Bases 190 to 897 code for a protein of 235 amino acids. The transcript has 9 exons.
CUUUCCGUUCGCGUUGCUUCCGAACAAGUGUUGCUUUGCCAUGGAUGGGUCGCACCUGCGCGCGUUUCGCUCGUCUAGCAGCGCCCCCACCCGGUGCUGUCAAUUAUCCUCCGCAUUUCUUAUUGCGCAUUUCUGCUAGGCGCCAAUUUAACGCCUACGGCUUCCCGUCUCAACUGGAAGCGGGCAGUGAUGGCGCGUAGAAGGAUACAGAGACGUGAGCAGAUGGGUGAUGGGGAGCUGGAAAAAGAUUUAUUGGAAACAAGAGACCAGAAGAUCAGACUUUUUCUGCAGCAAUUUGAAAGUGAAGCCAAACAAAAAAAAUGUGAACAGGAGAAGUAUUUGGAAACUCUAGUGACCACAGCACAAAAAACAUUCAAAGUUGAGAUUCUGAAGAUGCCAUAUUCUCUUCAGAAAACACUUUUGAAAGAUGUGACAGGAAAAGCUAACCCAGAGGUUAUGGAUAUUUUUGAUGAAGAGUGUCCACAAAUGAAAACUGUAAAAGCAAAAAGGAAUAAAAAGGAUGCUGUUUCCCAGCAAACACCUUCAAGUCUUAAAAGAACAUUUUCUGUUCAGCACAAGCACACCGCAAGAUCGUUUGCUACGCCUUCUAGUAAAUCCAAAUCUCUGGCAGACUUAAAUUCCACUAAGAAAAAGGUACAGCAGUUACCCAGAUCUGCAACUUUAAAUAGAGACAAGGGGUAUAGCAGCUUACCUCUCUGUAUUAAUCAAGACAUUCCAUUUGCAAAUAUACCAACUUCUAAAGGACAGCCUCUAUGCUUAUUUGACAAGAAUGAUGUAAAUUUUGACCUGAUUGAUAAGAAGGCUUUACAGCACAUGCAGGAGUUAAUGAGUAUGAUGGGGCAUUUGUGCAGUCAGGCAAAAGUCAACCAGCUGUAACGACACUGUGUGUGUGUCUGGUAGUUUUGUGUGUUUAA